Messenger RNA from Neurospora tetrasperma FGSC 2508, 1424 nucleotides. RefSeq lists its product as uncharacterized. Lineage: Eukaryota; Fungi; Ascomycota; Sordariomycetes; Sordariales; Sordariaceae. The record is from RefSeq and is a predicted model, not a curated record. Bases 361 to 777 code for a protein of 138 amino acids. The transcript has a single exon.
AUCGGCAUCAACACACAACAACCACCACUUCACUCUCUCUUCUUCUUCCCUCUGCAACACUGCUCUGGAAAGCAAGCAACAAGCAAUCCAACUACAAUACAAUAAUACCAACAGCAACCGACCAGCGCACACACACACACACACACACACACACACACACACAAGAGAAAGAUCCGCAGCUUGGACUUUGAAAACAACCACCACAACAGCUCGACACAGCUUCCAAUUAAGCCAAUUCAGCUUCGCGUCAAUCAGACCAUCAACCAGUCACUCCAUUAGCCCACCCGGCCCACGCUGAGCUUGCAGCCUCGAGCGAGUUUUCCAGACUACACAACAACAAACCCACACACAACCGACAUCAUGUCUUUCGAGGAUUGGGCACUCCAGUUCUGCCUCACCUGCGACAAGCAGACUGAUGAUGGCGCUGCCUACUGCUCCGAGUCCUGCCGCCUGGCCGACUACGAGACCAACUCUGCCUCCAGCUCCGGUCCUAGCUCCCCCAGCUUGAACGGCCCUUCCUUCGACUGGUCUUUCAACAAGUCUACACCAUCGAGCAACCAGUCCUACCUCUCCCCCGCUUCCAACUUCAGCACCCAAUCGAGCAGGACACUAUCUCCCUCGAGCUCGCACACUAGCCUUUGCUCUAUGAAGAGCACAUCAUCAGCGGGCCUCAGCCACAGCCACUCUGGCAUGUCUGAAAAGGCGGCCAGGGAGCUCCAAGCAUAUGCCCACUCGUUCGAGUCCGUCAGGCUGCAACGCAGGCGAUCUUCCAACUAAAAAGAUCGACGCACCAUUCACACCACUACCUUGUUUAUUAUCAGCGACUAUACCCCUCACCUCACUCGACCACUGUUCAAGCAUAGAACAUUACACGACUCGACUCGGCCAUCUUGUUUCGUUUGUUUCUUUACAGUUGUUAUAUCAAAAAAGGCAUACAUCGGAGCACAGCAUCAUAAAAAUGUCUGGGUCAAACCUCGGGGAUUGGGAAUCUGCUUUUGAUUGUUUUUCGCAAGUUCAAGAAAUUCGGCGCAUGGGCGGGCUUCAGCUUUUUGGGGUACUUGGAUGGGAGAUAUUCCAUGUACCGCAUCGAUACAUAUUGGGUCGACUACAAUUUUCCUUUAACAAAGCACUUGCAUCUGGGAAGCCGGGAGAUUUGGUUGUUUGCUAGCUAUGGGUAUGGGAUACGCGGGUCAGACUCGGCUCUGGCAUGAGUUGUUAAGGGACUUUUGCUGGGCAUUUGGAUCAUAUUAAAAGAGGCACAACCUUAUCAGUGCCAUGAUAGCAAUUAUUUAUUGUAUGAUUGAGCGGAGGAGUUGGAGACGGGAUAUCAUAACAUUGCAAGCGGCAAAAGAACCGCGAAAAAGAUGAUCCUGAACUAUUUUUUGGUCAUGGACCUGAAUGAAUACAAAUAGCCUUCACCAUGC